AUGAUGAAGCUUGGACUCCUCUCCCUCGUCCUGUCUGCUCAGGGUGCUGUAGCAAAUCUUCCUACGUCUUUAAACAACCUAGAUGGACCCGAUAUCCCAUAUGAUUAUGACUUACCUACCCCUCCAACUGCCACAAAAAAGUGUGCCAUGAUUAAUAUCGCAAUGGAUGAAUCGGGAAGCAUGUUCAACGAACAAGCGUUUAUGCAACAACGAGCGCUUCCAGACAUUAUCAAGACACUUUACUCUGACGAGUAUCAAUACGAUGACGUCUUUGUGUGCUCGAAUGGAUUUGGGUAUUGGGACACGUCCUUUUCGGAUUGGCAUGAUUACCGCUUCUUGGGUUGUUCCAAGGGCAUCGUUAAUACCGAUGGAUCUGGUGGGUUGCUUAACAGCACAAUCGUCAGUAGCUGGGUAAACUAUGGAGGUUGGGAAGAAGGAUAUUACGCCAUGACUAAGGCUAUGGACAAUGUCAAUCGAUACAUUGAUGGCGUUGACCUGAACGCUGAAUGUCAAAGUCUUGACAGGAAUAUGAUUUUGGUAUCCGAUGAGGAUCGUGAUUCCGACUACUACUUUUCCAGAACAGUGCCCGCCAUGAAAAGAGAUCUGGCAGACAGGGGUUACAUUCUCAACGUCAUUGUGGAUGCCACCAUUGCAAAUGAUCGUGCGAAUGUCGGUAUUAAGAUUGUCACCAAUGGAGCAACCAACGACAAUGUGGUUUUCAGAGCUGAUGGUUCAGGAGGGUACACAUCCUAUGAACGAAACAACCAACUCUUUACUAGCUUUGUUCUCAAUGAAGACAGCAUUGGUGUUCACACCAAUGCGCAUUAUCUUCCCCUGAUUGUUGACACUCCAGGUGCUUCGUGGAAUAUCAAUAGUCUUCGAGACAACAGUGCUGUCCUUGUGGAUUCCUUCACCAAGGCUUUCGUUGAGAUUAAGGUACAAGAGAUUGCGAGCAUUACCCCUUCUCCAACUACUCCUCCCACAUCUGGACCAACCUCGGGGCCUACCUCUUUACCUACUUCUGGACCUACAUCAGGGCCAACUUCGGCACCCACUUCGGGACCUACAUCUGUUCCCACUUCUGGGCCAACCUCUGGACCUACAUCUGUUCCCACUUCUGUUCCCACUUCUGUUCCCACUUCUGGGCCAACAUCUGCUCCUACAUCAGGUCCAACCUCGGCACCCACAUCUGCCCCAACAUCCGGUCCAACUUCUGGGCCCACAUCCGCGCCUUCCAAGGGGCCCACAACUUCAAGCAAAACCACACAGAGUGAAAUCGGUGGUGAUCCUCACAUCACGACAUGGAACAAUGAACACUACGAAUACCAUGGACAGUGCGAUCUUGUCAUGAUGAAGGAUCCUCAAUUUGCAAAUGGUCUUGGAUUGGACGUUCACAUUCGUACCAAGAUCGUUCGAUUCUGGUCGUACAUUCAAACUGUUGCCAUUCGCAUUGGCAACGAUGUGCUCGAGAUUCAAGGGUCCGCGGACAUGGAUGAUGAACAACCUCAUUACUGGAUCAACUACGAAUACCAAGGUGAACUGGAUACUGUGGGUGGAUUCCCUGUCACCCAAAGAGAGGUUGGACAUUCCAUCAACAAACACGAAUACAAGAUCGAUUUGAGUUCCAAGCAUCCUGGACUUGACAUUACCGUUCAAUUGUACAAGGAGUUUAUCCGUGUCAAGUUCAAUGGUAACCAAGAAGCCUUUGGAAGAACUGUUGGUCUCUUGGGUGACUACACGACUGGAAAGACCUUGGCUCGUGAUGGUGUCACCGUUUUGGACGACUUUGUCAAUCUUGGUAACGAAUGGCAGGUUCUUCCAGCCGACCCCAAGCUCUUCCGUCAGAUGACUCAUCCUCAGUUCCCAGAGCUGUGCAUUCAGCCAGAGGAUCCAAGAGGAGAACGCAAGCGUCGAUUAUCAGAAUCCGCCAUCUCCGUGGAACGAGCUGAAAGCGUGUGCGCUAGUAGUUUGAACGAUCCGCUUUCCAUCAAGGACUGUGUCUACGAUAUUCUUGCGACUCAAGAUUUGGAUAUGGUUGGGGCCUUUUAA
This is a messenger RNA of Cylindrotheca closterium, 2049 nucleotides long. Lineage: Eukaryota; Bacillariophyta; Bacillariophyceae; Bacillariales; Bacillariaceae. The record is from the annotation of a GenBank genome assembly.